AUGUCUGCGAGGUCUCCGGUUGAGAGCCAAGCGCUUCCAGGGACUGUGGGCGCGAGCACUGUAGCUUCCCUCGCAGAGCUGGUGACUGGGGAACCAACCCCAGAGAGCUCGGCGCCGAACUCACGAGCCCAGCGACUCGUGCCAUACUCAGGCGCCGCAGAGCCUCCCGACAACACCCGGCAAGAUCGACCUGCAAAGCUCAGAGGGCUCCGUCGGGAAGUGUACGCGCUUACGGGCUCUGCAGCGCCGCCGUUGGCGCCUCGGGUUGCGCUACAGUCGCGACUGCCGGCGGCAAGCGCUCAAGUGCACUAUGCAAAACGACCUUUUUCGAAUCCAGCGCAUCCUGCUGGUGCUGCCUUUCAGCUCUGGCACUGGGAACGUCAUUCUCUGACGCAACGGAAAGACGCAGAGGCUUCUUUGACCCCUGAGGAAGGCGAGGCGGCAUCUGCCGUUUACCCAUUCGCACGUUUCGGCAAAAAACUGGAAACGCUUCGGUAUACCGACGAGGAGUACAGCCGCUAUCUGGCGACAAUGCCUGUGCAGGGUUCUAGAGAACCAUGGACGAAGGAAGAAACUGACACUUUGUUCCAGCUUGCGGAACGGUUUAACUUGCACUUCGUCGUCAUGGCUGACCGUUGGUCGGUUUUUAGUCCCUCCCCGAAGCGGAAACGGUCUGUGAAUGAGCUCAAAGAUCGAUACUACACCGUUGUGCGUUCGCUGGCCCAGGCCCGUGCUGUCAGCGACCCCGGGUUCCCGCAUUCGUCCCAAGAUGCACUGCAGAAACACUGUCGAGCAAUGUUGGCAAAUCCGUAUGAUAUAGAGUACGAAGACCGACGCAAAGCUCAAUACGAAGAGCAAUGCCGUCGACCUCGUUCUGAGCUCUUGCGCGAGGAAGCGGUUGUGCAACAGGCGCAGGAGAUACUACGGGCCCGAAGGCUGAAACAGCGGGAGCGCCGCCGCUUGGAGCGACUCUUCCGUCGAGCGCUACCCGCACCACCAACGAUACCAUAUGCCGAAGCAGCGGCAUCGCUCGAGACCGUACAGCGGACCGAAAUCCCAGGAGGGCAGUCGGCUUCGUGGGCGUCGACGGCUGCUUCGUCCGCGGGCUCGCAAGAAGCACCGCCCAACAUCGCCAGGACGGCGAGCAAUGUCGUCUCUGCAGCGAGUGCAGCCGUGGCCUCACGUAGGCCGAGGCGGGCUUCGCAUCUCGCCGUCUUUGUACGGAGCAGUAUGAUGUUGGCUCCAGUGAGUCAAUCGCAGCGUGUGCAGCGCCAGGUCGACCAAAUGCUCGACGAAUUGGGGGUGGGUAUCCGUCCGACGCCCACCAGGGAGAUUUGCGAAGCAUUCGACGUGCUUCGCCAGGAAAUACUCGUCCUGAUUGAGCUUCAACGUCUGCUGAAACGGAAAGAAGACGAAUUGCGAGCUGUGCGUCAGCAGAACAACUCCGCACCCGCUGAGCAUCGAGCUCGAAGCAAGCGUCGCGGGAAACGCGACCACUCCGCGGAAUGA
This is a messenger RNA of Cyanidioschyzon merolae strain 10D, 1509 nucleotides long. Its product is annotated as similar to DNMT1 associated protein 1. NCBI's taxonomy places the organism in Eukaryota, Rhodophyta, Bangiophyceae, Cyanidiales, Cyanidiaceae. The coding region runs from base 1 to 1509 and encodes 502 amino acids. Gene Ontology annotation, cellular component: Swr1 complex; NuA4 histone acetyltransferase complex; nucleus. Gene Ontology annotation, biological process: chromatin remodeling; negative regulation of transcription by RNA polymerase II; DNA repair. The record is from RefSeq and is a predicted model, not a curated record. Gene Ontology annotation, molecular function: transcription corepressor activity. The transcript has a single exon.